Messenger RNA from Aspergillus tanneri, 1815 nucleotides. Its product is annotated as arylsulfatase. Lineage: Eukaryota; Fungi; Ascomycota; Eurotiomycetes; Eurotiales; Aspergillaceae. The transcript has 2 exons. Bases 1 to 1815 code for a protein of 604 amino acids. The record is from RefSeq and is a predicted model, not a curated record. Gene Ontology annotation, molecular function: arylsulfatase activity.
AUGGCUCCAAAACGACCAAACUUUCUUCUCAUCGUCGCCGAUGAUCUCGGCUUCUCCGAUAUUGGAUGCUUCGGUGGAGAAAUCCGCACACCCCAUCUCAACCGCUUAGCACAGGAGGGCAUCCGAUUCACUGAUUUCCAUGCCGCUGCUGCUUGCUCUCCCACCCGCGCCAUGAUUAUGACCGGGACCGAUCAUCACAUCGCUGGCUUGGGUAACCUGGUGGAAUGGACCAAUAUCUCCGGCCAGAACGGUCCUAGAGGCUCCCAGAUCAGCACCGCCCCGCAAAGGGGCAUGCCCGGCUACGAGGGCUAUCUCAACGAACGGGUCGUCGCUCUCCCUGAGAUACUCCGGGAUGCCGGCUACCAUACCCUCAUGUCGGGGAAAUGGCACUUGGGCCUCACGCCGGAGCGUUCCCCCUUCCACCGCGGCUUCGACCGAUCCCUGGCCCAUCUCCCCGCCUGCUCCAAUCACUAUGCCUACGAGCCCCAGCUGCAGGGUGAUGAUGUCACACCAACCUUCCUCCAGGCCAGCCACAUCGCACUGCACAUGGAGGACGACCGGUAUGUGAAGAAGCUCCCCGACGGCUGGUACUCGUCCGACGGCUACGGCGACAAGAUGGUCCAGUACCUGCGUGACUGGCAUGAUCGCGAAGAUGACCGGCCCUUCUUCGCCUAUCUGCCGUUCACCGCGCCCCACUGGCCCCUCCAAGCGCCCCGUGAGUACAUCGACCACUACCGCGGGGUGUAUGAUGACGGUCCCGACACCCUCCGUCUGCAGCGUCUCCAACGUCUCAAGGAGCUCGGUAUGAUCCAUCCAGAUGUCGAGCCGCACCCUGUCGACGCCGACGAAGUCAAGCCCUGGCACGAGUUCACGCCCGAGGAAAAGAAAUUGUCCAGCACAGCCAUGGAGGUCUUUGCCGGCAUGGUCGAGUGCAUCGAUGCCAACGUCGGCAAAGUCGUCGACUACCUUUCCUCCGUCGACGAGCUCGACAACACGUUCAUCUGCUUCCUUUCUGACAACGGUGCCGAAGGUGCCGCGUACGAAGCGUACCCCAUGGUCCAGAGCGGCGUCAUGCCGCAUCUGCAGAAGUACUACAACAACUCGCUAGAGAACCUUGGGAAUGCCGACUCCUUUAUCUGGUACGGUCCACGCUGGGCGCAAGCAGCCACUGCCCCCUCCCGACUGUACAAGGCGUUCACCACCGAGGGUGGCGUACGCGUGCCCUUUCUCGCCCGAUUCCCGACCUCUAUCCCCAUCGCCGACCAUGUCCGGGACGGCGGUAUCACCGACCAAUUCGCCACCGUCAUGGACCUGGCUCCAUCCAUCCUGCAUAUGGCCGGCGUCACCCACCCGGCUCCCACGUACCAAGGCCGCGAGGUCGUUCCCUUGCGCGGCCGGAGCUUCUACGACUGGGCAUGCGGCCAAUCCUCUCUUAUCCACGACCAGGACUUCAUCCAAGGAUGGGAAACCUGCGGCCGUGCCGCCCUGCGUUUUGGCGACUGGAAAAUCGUGUACAUCCCGAAACCAAAGGGCCCGGAGCGCUGGCAACUCUACCACCUCGUCGACGACCCGGGGGAGAUUCAUGAUCUCGCCGAGACGCAUCCGGAUCGGUUGGAGCAGCUGCUGAAACUCUGGGAUCAAUACGUUGUCGAGACGGGCGUGAUCCCGCUGAGUCCGGAUCUAGGGGAUUUCAUCGAGGCCACCGAGGCGCAGAUGCCUGAGAAUGCCUGGAUGGAAUACGACUAUUGGAAGAAGGGGGCGCGAGAAGAGCCAGAGAAGUUUAUGAGGAAGCCGCCGCGGUUUCAGCGGAAGUAG